Sporothrix brasiliensis 5110 is the source of this 1818-nucleotide messenger RNA. RefSeq names its product peptidyl-prolyl cis-trans isomerase-like 2. Gene Ontology annotation, molecular function: ubiquitin-ubiquitin ligase activity; peptidyl-prolyl cis-trans isomerase activity. The transcript has a single exon. Lineage: Eukaryota; Fungi; Ascomycota; Sordariomycetes; Ophiostomatales; Ophiostomataceae. Gene Ontology annotation, biological process: protein peptidyl-prolyl isomerization; protein folding; protein polyubiquitination. Gene Ontology annotation, cellular component: catalytic step 2 spliceosome. The record is from RefSeq and is a predicted model, not a curated record. Bases 1 to 1818 code for a protein of 605 amino acids.
AUGGGCAAGGGCACCGACAAGCUCUACAUCACCCACUCCGAGUGGGCGUCCGCCGACUCCUUUGGCGCCAGCAAAGGCGCCGCUGGUCGCUCCGGCCUCGCCACCCUUCCGAACCACGGCGCCGCCUUCCGCCGCCUACCCUUCAACUACUGCGCCGCCAGCCUGCAGCCCUUCCAGAACCCCGUGUGCACGCCCGAUGGCACCAUCUUUGACGCCGAAGUCAUUGCCGCCUGGCUCGACAAGCAGAAACCCAAGCCCGGCACCAACCCCGUGACCGGCGCGCCGCUGAAGGCCUCUGAUCUCAUCAAGCUCAACUUUGCGCGCAACGACGCCGACGGCUCGCACGACCUCAUCGAUCCCGUCACCUUCAAGGUCUUUUCCGACAACACACACAUUGUGGCCGUGCGCCACGGCACGUAUGCCAAUGUCUUUGCGUGGGACACGAUUGAGCGCAUGAACGUCAAGCCCAGGAUGUGGCUGGACUUGAUGGACGAUGCGCCGUUUACGCGCAAGGACAUUAUCACGCUGCAGGACCCGCAGAACAUGACCGGCCGCGACAUGAGCCAGUUCCAGUUUGUCAAGGACGGCAAAGAGGCAGCGCCGGCGCCGGGCGGCCAGAAGGGCACCGACGACGCUGACGGCGAGGAGGGCGACGGCAGCGUCAACGUGGGCGCGCUGGGUCGCAUGGGCGAAAAGAUGCUGCGAGCCAAAGAGGCCGUCGACAAGGCGCGGCGGGCACGCGAUGCGGGCGGCGACGUGAACCGGUCAGCCAGCACGGCCGUGGCCCGGACAGGAAGCGGCAACGGCGCGCUGGCCGCGUCGUCCACUACCACCACCACCACAUCAAAUACAUCUCGUUCCGACCUACAGCGCAAGCCCGCCUACAACGCAGCCACCUAUACCACGGGACGCGCGGCCGCUAGUUUCACCAGCACGGGCCUGACGCCCGAGACGAGCGGCGAGCGCGCCGUCCUCAGCGACGAGGAGUGGAUGCUCAAGCCCAGGCGCAUCAAGAACAAGGGCUAUGCGCGCAUCGAGACCAACGUGGGCCACCUCAACAUUGCGCUCCAGACCGAGUUUGCCCCCAAGGCCGUCUGGAACUUUGUCCGCCUCGCCCAGACGGGCUACUACCGCAACGUCGCCUUCCACCGCAACAUUCGCAACUUUAUGAUCCAGGGCGGCGAUCCCACCGGCACCGGCCGGGGCGGCACCAGCAUCUGGGGCAAGACCUUUGCGGACGAGCUCGAGGGGCCGCUGACGCACAGCGCGCGCGGCGUCGUCAGCAUGGCCAACAAGGGCAAGGACACCAACUCGAGCCAGUUUUUCAUAACGUACCGCGCCGCGAAGCACCUCGACCGCAAGCACACCAUCUUUGGCCAGGUCGUGGACGGGCUGGACGUGCUGGACCGCAUGGAGACGGCGCCCGUGGACAAGGCCAAGGGCGACCGGCCCAUCGACGACAUUGUGAUCCACGACGUCGUUGUGUACGUGGACCCGUUUGACGAGUUCUUGUCGGAGAAGCGCAAGGCGGACAAGGCGGAAGAGAAAAAGGCAGAGAUCCAGCGGCGCGGUGGCACCGACGACGACAAGAUGACCUGGACCGGCAAGCGGCUGCGCGGCACCGACGACGGCGCGUCUGGCGGGAGCAGCUCGGUGGGUGUUGGGACAUACCUUAAGCAGGCGUUGGUACAGCAGCAGCAACAGGUCGCCGCUGCCGCCGACGACGAUGCAAGUCUGCAACAAACGCCAGAAGCGUGGGAAGAACCUGUUAGGAAAAAGGCAAAGUCAGGCGGCUUUGGCAAUUUCGACAGCUGGUAG